Fusarium odoratissimum NRRL 54006 is the source of this 4540-nucleotide messenger RNA. RefSeq lists its product as uncharacterized. The coding region runs from base 2268 to 2708 and encodes 146 amino acids. The record is from RefSeq and is a predicted model, not a curated record. The transcript has 2 exons. Lineage: Eukaryota; Fungi; Ascomycota; Sordariomycetes; Hypocreales; Nectriaceae.
AACAGAUCGACACUCAGGGCUUGAAUAAAUAUUCCGUAUAUACAAUAAAAGAGACACUCACCAGGAGAAUAAUGAACAAGGCCAAAACGUCACUGAACCACAAGCCAGAGUACGGCAGUUGAAAUGUAGGGUAGCGAUAGACUUGGAAGUGUCGGCACGUCUGGGCCGCGUAUCAAACAGCAGGGAGGCAGCAUGUUUCCGUAUGUGGUUAGUUCAUAGAACCUUGAGAGCUCAGUUGCCACUCCUAAAUCUUAACAGUGCAGUCAGACAGUGACACGGCGGGACACGAACGUUCAGCUUUAUGUAGAUGUGGAAUCAAUUGACAAUUACUACAGUCCAUGUACAGAACUUUCCCAUCUACGCAAAAGACUCCAAUAUUUCCAGCUAGCCAACAUGAUUUAUCCAAUCUCGAUACAAACAAACUUGAACCAUCUUGAUACAUACAACAGAUCCCCAGGAAACUUGACAUUGUACAGGUGACUCUCAGGACAGCCUGGACCUACUCCUCAUGACCGAGGUAAGCCCAGUAGUGCUGUUCAUCAACUCAUUAUGGUAUUGGGAAAUAGUCGCGUUACAAGCGGCUGCCCGUCUUCAGAAAACAGUAAACACGCUUACAGGCGAGAGCCGUGGAUGACCUUCAUGUCAACGGCGAGCUCACGAGCACCGUCGUUGAGGACGAGGACACGGACGGAGCCACGGCCGGACUCGAAAGCGCUGCUGAGGCGGGAGUAGAGGUUGGACUGGUCAAUGACGGGGAGACCCUGCUUGACGUCACCUGUCUCAGUCAUGGCAACGAUCUGACCCUCCUGCAUGUCGAGGACACGGUACUGCUUGAAGACAGGGCCGAGCAUGGACUGAACGACAACGCUGGGGGCAGGGUUGGAGAUGAAAGAGGACUCCUCGUGGAGCUGCUUGGUGAAGAGAUCGACACCAAGGUAGCGGUACUGACCGGUGGCAGAGGAGGUAGAGAUGCGGAUGACCUGGCAGGGGCGGCCCUGGAGCAUCAGGAAGUCACCCAGACGGAUAUGGUGGCAGGGGAUGCUGACGGUGUUGGGAAGGCAGUCAGCAGAGGGACGAGGACCCUCGUGGAUGUCAAUCUCAAUAUCGCGACGACCUCCAUGGGCAAUGCGAUCACCGAGCUUGUGAGCACCGGCGCGGAAAGAGUUGUAGUGACCUGCUGACAAGUUAGCUUGGACUGUUCGCGAGUUUAUUACUCCAAGAUUUGGUAUUCACUAACCGUCGUCGUCGUAGUAACCCAUCUUGGACUUGUUGUUGUCGACCUUGGUAGUUUCGACGGUUUCUUCAGUGAAUCUCACGUCCUUCUUGUUAGAUGGACGAGCAACAGGCGUGUCAACGGUGAAGUUGUUGACCUGAGUUGUCUUGGUAUCGCGGUACUGGGGCUGGGAAGAGCGGCCGUCAACAGUGAAGUUGUUGAUUUCAGUCUUCUCAGAAGUGUAUUGAGGUCGGGAAGAACGGCCGUCAACAGUGAAGUUGUUGAACUCGGUCUUCUCGGUCUGGUUGUACUGAGGGCGAGAUGAACGUCCGUCAACGGUGAAGUUGUUGAUUUCAGUCUUCUCGGAGGAAUAGAAUUGGGGAGCGGGUCGGCCUUCAACGGUGUAGUUGUUGGCUUUGAAGUUGUCUUGAGUUUGGUAGUGAGAGGGAGAGUGAGAGUGGGAAGUAGGGUCUUCAGUGGAAAAGGCUUGGGCAGGGCGGUAACGCUGGCGGUAUUCACGUUCAGCGAGAUCGAUGGGGGUGGAGUAGUAGGGAUGACGGUGGGUGUCGACCUCUACGUGAGUGUGAGAAGUUUGGUAUUGGGAGGGUGGUUGGUACUGAGAGGUAUCUCGCUUGCGUAUCAUAUGGCAACGGGAGGCGGGCGGCCCCUGAGGUAGCUCCACCGCCUUGCUCAGGCCAGAAGGCUUAAGCGCACUAGUGGACCGGGGAUGUGAAGCAAAAGCAAAUUGGGUACCCAGCCAAGCUGAGGUGGUUGGCGCGGUAGCGUACAUGGGUAGGGGUGUGAUGUGAGACGGUGUGUGGUGAGAUGUGAUGUGAUAAAUUGAGAUGGCUGGGGGGACUCAAGGGGCCGAAGCGCCUGUGUUGAGUGGGUUGUGGCCAGCCGAGUUGAGGAAAGCGAAAGUGAAAAUCGGACUGCGGAGGAAAUGCUCAGGGGGGAACGGCAAUUGCUACCGUCACAAGUGAUAGAAGACAUGCUUUGACAUGUUCCAUCUGAUCAACUUGGAGGAGAGAGAACUGCUCUGACCUGGAGGGCAAUGAUUUCGCAGGCCAUUGCGGACUCGUCUCGCACGGUCGGCAAACAGGUAGAAAAUGGGCAAUAUCAAAACCAGGGGGCCAAGGAAGUUGUAAAAUCGGACAUACCGUCGCGAGUCUUCACGGAUAGUAAAGUGCUCUUCUUCGUGCUCGAAUUUUUGGACACCGGGACGGCGGUAACGUUCUUCUUCACGCGUAAUACGGACCUCUUCUUCGCUAAAGCGUUGCUCUCCGCGAGGAGGAACCUGUUCGGCGGUGACAGAGACAGAAGAGUAUUGACCUUCCCGUCCGGCUUGGGGCUGUUGGGGUUUGAUCUCAACCUCUUCGUGGGUUUUUGUUUCGGUAACGGUCUGGGUAUGGGAUUCGGAUUCCCGAUAUGUCGAUGGGAAGAUGCUAAAGGGAACGGGGACGCGAGCCUCAAAGUCCAGAUUUGCGACUUUUGAUGGCGCGAGAGAAGCUUCUCAUACAACCUUCCGAAACUCGAAAGGAAGACAAGAAGUUCUCUGGCUCUUGUUCCUAGAAACAAAAGUCGAAGAGAAUGGAAAAGAAUCGGUAGAUGGCGAGCGAGGGCCUUCAGUCGUUCUUUUCUUCUUGUCUGGGUGAGGUUUUGUUUUGACGAUGUUGAUGUGGAUGGCGAUAAUUGGAGGGAGUAGGAGGAGAAGAGGGACCGAACAGGACGCAGAACGAAACUGGGCUUUUGAAGACGGGGGCAGGAUUGGACGACUUGUGCCAAACUGAGCGUUGUGUUGCUCCCUCGGCAGCGCUGUGUCCUGUUGAUCCGUUCUGUCCUGUUCUGUCCCAGCCCUUUCUCACGCACUUUGCCCUCUCCAUCGUUUUACCUCUUUCUCUCACCCCCAUGGGCGUGUCGAUUGUCUCUGGGUUGUUGUCGCCGAUUGCUUGUUUACCACUCGUCUUGUUUACUUGCCAGGGGGUUAGUAUGUCGUUCUAUUUACCUCUUACCAAAUCGAGUAUAGGCCUGAGACCUAAUCCCCGUAUGUGGUAGUCCCAUCCACUCACUAUGAUUAUUGCAGCCCCGUCUUGGCUGCGGAGUGCCACUUUUAUCCCUUCCUCCUGCGUCUCAGCCAGAGACAUUCAGCCAGCCAUCGAAGCUCUCGAAGCUCUUUGCCUUAUCUGACCUAGCCUGACCUCAGCUUCAGCCAGUCACGAAGAGGCCAGCUACCUAGCUGUCCGCGUCGUCAGCACAGGUUGCACAGCUAUCCGCCCAUCCUGUUCCACGCAAUUCCUCUUCCAGCUCCGAUCUCCUCUCGUCCUUGCACGUAUCCGAAGGGCCCAUGCUUUCAUGGCUCCCAACUGCCAACUCCUAACAUCAACAGUAAUAGAAAGUGGAACACAACCCCAUAUACGAGAGAUGAGACAUCGCAUCCGUCACCGCUCCGCAUCCAUUGAACCUGGGUGACCGUGAUGAGCGGCAUCCCGUCAUUUCAAAGGCCUGGGGUCGAAGAUCUUCCCCUGCCUUCAAAUUCAUCUAAAGUUCUACCCGCACCAGCGCUCCGUUCCUGGCAAUUGGAAGAGCCUGCGUUGUUAACAAAACAACAAAACGAAGACUGUCCAGUGACAAUUCCUCUUGAACGCCACAUAAGCACCAUGUUUAAUCAGGGGGCGGGGACCAGCAUCCAGGUACUUUGAGCGCUACCACACAGUAUCCCCAACCACUCAUUUUAUCAUUUCACCACAUGGCUGUCUGUCUGAUUGACGAAACUUGAAAGAUGAUAAGGACUGCCCAUUCUGAAAGUGCCGAACUGCACUACGCAUUUCAUGUAUUCGAUCAAGAUUGGCCGGAGAAAGGGUGACAAGCGCGAAACGGAAUCAAGUCCUCAGACCUCAGUGAUAGAUACCUAGUUGGGCAACGCCGCAACGACUGUUUGAGGGGCUCAUGCAAGUUGCAACCUUUCUCCCAUUGGCUGCCAUGUGAAAUCCCAACCUCCCCAAUUUAAGUAACUUUCGAAUUGUUCAAACCGGCGCACCAGCUUUAUUCACCUGCAGCACCAGCGGCUGAUCAGGCAUGAAAUCAGUCGUAAUGAGCCUGCCGUUGCUAUCGUGGAAGCCAACCAUUGGACCUUGAAGCAUCGUUUUAUGCAAAUGCAUUAAUCAGUGCAAGUGCUGUUCAGUGGUCGCUCCCCAAACGUCAUGAUGCGAAUUACUGUAAAGUCAGUGUGUUCCUAACCUUGCCUCGGUAACGGUUUGGCCUCAGAAACUGGCGUUGAUGGUGUCGAGCUGAGCAGGCUAGGCAUGGCAUCGCUUUGGUUGGCCUCCU